AUGGCAAAAGUGGUAUCUCCAGCUCAGACUAGCUUUGUCCCAAAUCGUCAUAUUCAAGAUAACAUUAUUGUUGUUCAAGAGCUAGUCCAUUUAAUGAGGAAAAUGAGAGGAAAGAAGUGCUUUAUGGCUGUUAAAGUUGAUUUGGAUAAAGCUUACAUUCGUUUAAAUUGGAAUUUUAUUCGUAAGGGGUUGGUUGAAAUCAAAGUGCCUGAUAGAUUAACAGAUUUAAUAAUGACAACAGUGUCUUCUCCAAAGACCAAUUUGACUUGGAAUGGCAGCCAAUCAGAGGAGUUUCAACCUAGUAGAGGUGUUAGACAAGGUGAUCCCCUAUCACCUUACCUAUUUUUUUUAGCUAUGGAGAAGCUCUCUCACAUAAUCGAGACUGCUGUGAAUGGUGGUUUGUGGAAGCCAAUUAGAGCUGGUAAGGGGGGACCAAAAAUAUCACAUAUUUUGUUUGCUGAUGACCUUAUGCUGUUCUUAGAGGUUGAUGAAGAGCAACUUCAUGUUCUUCUUCGGUGUCUGAAUCUCUUUGGUGACAUAUCAGGCCAGAAAGUUAGUGACCAGAAAACAACAUGGAAGAGUGACAAGACCUUAUAUGCUGGAAUUGUUGAUAGAAUGAAGGAGAGACUAACCAGCUGGCAAGCACAAUCACUUUCCCAAGCAGACCAGCUCUGGGUAAAAGUGUUGAAAGCAAAGUAUUAUAGUGCAGGUAACAUACAAAAUGUAUUCAACUGGAGAACUGGAAACUCUCAUCUUUGGAAGCACAUGUGUAAAUUUUGGUUCAAGCUCAAGCCUAGACUGAUUUGGGAUGUUGGAGAUGGAUCAUCUGUUAACUUUUGGGAAGAUAAAUGGCUGGACCAUGGAGAGAAUUUGGCUAGCGAAGCCAUUGUCCCUAUUCCCCAAACAAUUAUUGGUAGGAAAGUUAGAGAGUAUGUUGAUAGUGAUGGAUCCUGGAAUCACAGGGAGCUAUACAGCCUUCUACCUCAGAAUUGCAUUCAAUCAAUUAGAAGCCUUCUUCCUCCUUAUGAUACAAAUGGUCUUGACAGACUUUCAUGGAGUUUAGAUGGAUCUGGUAGGGUCACAAUUAAGCUACUGUAUAAUGCUAUUCUUAAUUAUGAUAGAGAGGAUUAUCAUAAUAAUGAAAUAUUGUCUGUUAUUUGGAAAAUUAAAGGUCCUAUUCAGAUCAUCAUGCUCUUUUGGAAGAUGGUUCAUCAUCGUAUUCCAACACGAUCCUUGCUGGCGAGAAUGAAUAUAUUAUCUGCUACUUGUCCUUUAUGUAAUAUUAAAGAAGAGACCAUUAUUCCCAUGGCUAGAUAUUGCAGCAAGGUAAGGGAUAUUUGGCUGGAAUUGGUCCAACCUGAAGAGAUCAAUGGUUUCUUUAGCUUAGAUUUAUAUAGCUGGAUGCUGGAGAACUUGAAGAAUAAUGCUGUGAUUCAAUUUAAUGCUCCCUGGUCUUUGUGUUUUGCUGUAACAGUGUGGCUAGCUUGGUUUUGGCAUAACGAAAUUGUGCAUGGUGCUGCUGGUAGUUGGCUAGCCUAUAAAACUAUGACUAUUAAGCAAAAGGUUGAAGAGAUCACUCAAGCUUGGGUGAAUGGUCAAACUGCAAAGCCUAAUAGAACUCAUGAAAUUAUUCAUGUUUUUUGGACUGCUCCUAUAGCACCUC
Gastrolobium bilobum is the source of this 1663-nucleotide messenger RNA. RefSeq lists its product as uncharacterized. The transcript is spliced from 3 exons. The record is from RefSeq and is a predicted model, not a curated record. NCBI's taxonomy places the organism in Eukaryota, Viridiplantae, Streptophyta, Magnoliopsida, Fabales, Fabaceae. The annotation marks the transcript as partial.